AACAAUAAACCCUCCCCCUUCUCUCUCCGCUACUCCUCUCUGGUGGUGGUGGAGGUGGGCGUGGCGCGAGUGGGAGUAAUGAUCGCCUUGAGAGCCAUCGCUAGGGUUCUCUCCUCCUCUUCUCCUCCGCCUCCUUCUACUUCUAAGAUUCUUAGCUCUCAUCUAUAUCGAUCCUGCCUCUCUCGAACCUUCGCCGCCCGCGCCCUACGCCAAACCCCCGCCCCCGCCCCCGCCGACUCCGACGCCGACCUCCCCUCCGCUGACUUCGACAGCUCCGCCUUCUCCCUUCCCACCCAGGCUCCGACCGCCCCCAAGAGGCCGAUCUGGGACGAGGCCCACCGCGCGAGGGCCGACGAGGUUCUUUUCGGGAAGGCGGCCGCUCAGAGCCGGAGCCACCCGGAAGUGGUGGAGGACGAGGACGAGGACGAGGAGAGGGAGAGGUCCACCAGGCUUGCCAGGGCUCUUCUUGAGGCGGCGCUGGGUCAGCCCGAUGAGGACGAGGAAGAGGACAUGGUGGUCAAGGAGGAGGAUCAGCGGUCGCUCUCGGUCGGGAUCAUUGGUGCGCCCAAUGCUGGCAAGUCUUGCCUGACGAACUUUAUGGUUGGAACAAAGGUUGCUGCUGUCUCACGGAAGACUAAUACAACUACUCAUGAAAUUUUAGGAGUGAUGACGAAAGGAAAUACUCAAAUAUGUUUCUUUGAUACACCAGGUCUCAUGAUAGGCCAACAUGGAUACCCUUACAGGACUGAUGUUAAAGUUCGUGUAGAAAGUGCUUGGAGCUCUAUUGGACUAUAUGAUCUGUUGAUAAUGAUGUUUGACGUACAUAGGCAUCUGACCAUGCCUGACACAAGGGUGAUCAAGUUGAUUAAACAAAUGGGAGAAAAGGUUCACUCUAAGCAAAAGCGGGUGUUAUGCAUGAACAAAGUUGAUCUUGUAGAAGACAAGAAAGACUUGCUAAAAGUUGCCAAAGAAUUUGCAGAUCUUCCUGGAUAUGAUAAGUACUUUAUGAUAUCUGGAUUAAAAGGUUCAGGAAUCAAAGACCUUGUUCAGUAUCUGAUGGAUCAGGCAGUUAAAAGACCUUGGGAUGAAGACCCCACCACCAUGAGUGAAGAAAUAAUGAAAACUAUAUCACUGGAGGUUGUGCGGGAAAAGAUGCUAGAUCAUAUUCAUCAGGAAAUUCCUUAUGUUAUUGAACACCGGUUGAUGGAUUGGAAGGAACUAAGAGAUGGUUCCCUUAGGGUGGAGCAACACUUCAUCACACCAAAACCGAGCCAGCGCCAGAUUCUUGUUGGAAAAAAUGGCUCUAAAAUUGGGAGAAUAGGCAUUGAAGCCAACGAAGAGUUGAGAUCAAUAUUUAAGAGAAAUGUUCAUCUCAUCCUCCAAGUUAGGGUAGCUCGAAAAAGGAAUGCAUGAAUAUCUCAUUGUUUCUAUGCAAGACACCCGAAACGUGAAUCCAGAAGGUUGUUAAUGCACACACUACUUGAACAGGGCAUCGAGUGAUAAAGCAGCUCACUGUGAUUCCAGUCUGCAAAGAACUCAUCCUCUCUUUAGCUGAAGCGAACCUGCUCUCGAAUUGAACUUCCAGUGUGAGGAUUUCCAGAUAUGCUAUCAAACUUGCAUGGAUUCAAGCUCAUAGACUGCUUUCGGAUGCCUGUCGAGAUUCCCCCAUCUUGAUAUCUACAGCUUGAGUUUUGUUUCUACAGCCCGGCUUCAAUUCCACAUCCAUGUAAAAUGCCAAAAUUAAUAAUCUUACCAUGUAGCAUGCUCUUGUUUCAUUUUUUUUCCUUACGGAAUGGAACAAUCAUGUUGUUCUGUUAUUUAUGUUGGAUAUAAUGGUGUUUAUCUUCUCCCACAUGGUUGUAAUGGAGGCAUUUAAACUCA
Messenger RNA from Musa acuminata AAA Group (dessert banana), 1881 nucleotides. RefSeq names its product GTP-binding protein ERG-like. The transcript is spliced from 9 exons. NCBI's taxonomy places the organism in Eukaryota, Viridiplantae, Streptophyta, Magnoliopsida, Zingiberales, Musaceae. Gene Ontology annotation, biological process: ribosomal small subunit assembly. The record is from RefSeq and is a predicted model, not a curated record. Gene Ontology annotation, molecular function: ribosomal small subunit binding; GTP binding; rRNA binding. Bases 79 to 1413 code for a protein of 444 amino acids.